AUGAUUGAAGAUGCCAUUAAGCACGAAAAAAACGACAAAGAAAUAAAUAGAGACUUGAAACAGCAAAAGAGGGAUGAGAAGAAGAAGGCGGAAUGGGAGGCAGAGCAGCAAGCUGAGAGUACAGAUGAUGCGGAGCCUUCUGUCACAAGCGAGGCAAACAAUAUGUGUGUUCGAGUGGUUACUCCGGAGGACAUUGGUGAUGAGAUUUCUACUAGCGCAUUAGUCGUUGGUGGUGGUUCAGGUACUGAUGACGAAAAUGUUUGGACCGACCAUGUGUCAAGGGAUGAAGGAGCUGGAUCACCUCCCGGAAGUGCUACUGCUACUAGAGCAUCACACGACACAAGUGAUGAAGGCCCAACCAAGACCAUUGCCGAAAUAUUCAAAGACUUCAGUCCCAAGAAUGCUGAAUGGCAAACAGUUGGAGGACACGCUGUUCCCAAAAACUUGGAACAGCAUUUACUGGACGUUGCAAAGAUGCUCAAAGAUGACCUGGCCUUGUCGCUCGAAAACGAAAGAAAGGAACAAGCGAUAGACUUGAAAAAAACAAGAUUUGAGGCCACUAGAGCACAGAAAAAAAUUGUGAAGGAAGCAAAGGAGGCUGCAAACCGAGCUGCAAAACAAGAAAAUGAGAAUUUGAGAGAUACCAUCAAAUAUUUGACAGCGAAAUCGCAACAACAGUCAGGUGGUGCUCCUGAGGUGCAUCAAUUAGUGGCUGAAAACCGGGCGUUGGCGAAGGACAAGUUGCAAUCCGAAAACAAGGCUAAGACAUUUAAAAACGAGGCUAAGGAGUGGAGGCGGGUGUGCCUGAGCGCUUUUGAGGUUUCAAAAAAGUGCUCCGUCUGCUUGCCACAAGUUAAGAGAAACUGUACGGUACAGUCGGACAAGUUGAGCACCAAUCCAGUGAAGCCGUCCCGGCCCGGCAGCAACACAUUGGAGGAACGUCAAAACAAAACUCCCCGCUUCAUAUAA
This is a messenger RNA of Cylindrotheca closterium, 969 nucleotides long. The record is from the annotation of a GenBank genome assembly. Lineage: Eukaryota; Bacillariophyta; Bacillariophyceae; Bacillariales; Bacillariaceae.